This is a messenger RNA of Caenorhabditis auriculariae, 3153 nucleotides long. The record is from the annotation of a GenBank genome assembly. Lineage: Eukaryota; Metazoa; Nematoda; Chromadorea; Rhabditida; Rhabditidae.
AUGUUCAAGGCGGCCGGUCGUAUUACGGUAAUCAAGCUAGGUUUUCGGGUAAUAAAAUGAAAACUUAUGUACUUUUUGUGACGUAACUCAUCUUGUAAUCUCGAGAAAUAGGUCCUUAACAAAUUGCAAAAAAAAAAAAAAUUAAAAAAAUUUCCUGGCUCCGAAACUGACGGCGCAAUAUUGACCGGUCACCGGCCGCCGUAGUACUUUCUCAAACAUGCGAGUCCCUAUAGCUAAAAGACGCACAAAAAUUGAUAUUUUUUAAGCUUUUUCUCGAAAGAGGGAAUACAAUAGAAUAUGGCACCUAUCUUGCAAAAGCCUCACGAAAACUUAUGCGAAAAGAGAAAGCUAGACAAUGCAACUCAGAAAGAAAUUUAAGGAAACGGAAAAAUAAUCCUCAAUGGUUUGAAAAAAUACAUAUUUUUGAAAAUGCAAGAAAAAAUUUGGCAAUCGAUUGGCGCGGUUUUGAGCUCGAUGGCGCGUACUUGGUGCGUGUCAACUGAAAGUUCCUGAUCCAUUUAUUGCAACGGAGAAUCCCAUUUUGCGCCAAUCUUCAUUCUUUAAAGGUUUGCGCAAUUUUCCUUGAGUUUUUCAAAGUAGUAUUGAAAAAAAAACUUUUCUUGAAACAUUCGGUUUGUUUCAAAUGGGGACAUAUCGUUUAGAAUAUCGUGAUACAGUAAGAGGUUUGUUAAAUUUUUUUAAGUAAACUUCUGUAGGAUACUUUUCAAUGUUCCAAAGUUUAGUUAAAAGAUGAUAUAAAAUCUCAGAUGAUGCUCAACAACUUAUCAACCGGUGAAGGAAACAUAGUGGAUGGAUAUGGAGGGAUUGCGGGAGUUGAUGUAAGAAAACAUUCCGGUCAUGCUUUCAGUCUUUUUUGAGAAUCUUUGAAGUUAUCGUUCCUUAAAAUUUUGAAUUACAAUCAAGUCAAGUAUAUUUAGGACUUAAGUCGAGCUGGAGUGACCGAUGAAAUAGCUUUUGACGAUGAUGAAGAUGAACCCGCUGAAAUUAACAGUGAUUGCGACGGGUUUGGCGGAAUGUGCAUUGAACUUUACAAUACUAUUGUUGAAUACAAAAGGUAUGAGACCCAAAGUUCAAAGAAAAACAUUUUUUUUUAGAACGGGAAUCCUACCAGCUGGAAUCGAUAAGCGUAAUGACAGAAGUGCACCCAGUCAUUGGAGGUUAAUGCGUAUAUCACCACUGAACCGAAUUAUUCAUUUUAUAGAUCUCGUUGUACGCGUUUCACUUUGGGUGAAGAUCAGGAAACCCUUUUUUACUGCAAUAGAACCAGUGCUAUAAACGACCAACCCAAAAUUGUAGUGAAAAAAGGCGAAGUUCGAAAGGUCUUGGAAAGGGUGCAUGAACUGAUAGGACAUCUAGGACAGAAGCGGACGUUUGAAUUUUUUCUGCUUUUUUGUCAUCGUUUUUAAUUUUUAGGCAAAUAGUGGUUUUGAGAAAACUGCACUGGAGAUCUGUCCGACAAGAUGUUCGAAACUUUAUCAAUAUGUGUGAUUUCUGCAAUCAGAAGAAGUUGGAAGGCCGGAAAAUCAUCAAAGCUCCUGUAGAUAUCACAAGUUAUUAUUUUUACUUGUUAGCUGGUGUAGGAAAUAAAUUCUUUUAGGCGACAACUUUGACAUUGAAAUCUCUGUGCGAGAAGGACGACCGGCUGAUGGAAGCAGACUGCAGCUGAACUUGGUCGGGUGAGUUAAAAGUUUCACCUACUCAUUUCUUUGUUUCCUCAGUUAUAAUGAACAAGAUGUGCGUACUGCUGCAUUCACCAGGAUGACUUCUUAUACUUUCAAAGAGACCACGAGCGAGUACCGUAGCAGAUAUAAUGUUCGUGAUUCUGCGGUAAGCAUUUAGAGAUUCAUUUUUAGAGGUAGAAUUCCAGGGUCCUUCUAGCUUUCGUAAGCAGCCGUACGUCAAGCGAGAGCGCGUCAAUCAGUACGCAGUUGGAUACCUCGUUCCAUACUCCCAAAGAGGAAGGAAUAUCGUGAGAUUUUUCGGGGAAAAUUUGCCAUUGAUGUUAGCUUUAUUUAGGAACCUGAAUUUAUUGAAAUUUACGAUCGUCCAAAUGUGGCCUACGCUGAAAAUGACGAUGAGUUUGAAAGAGUCAUAGAAGAGUGAGAUUUUCUAGUUGUUUGUUUGAUAUUUGUCAUCUGUUCAGGGAGAUCGUGGAACCGAUGGGAAUGGAAAACAUGGUCAUGUCAACAAAUAUGAUUGAUAGACAAGACGUACGUGACGGAAUGGCGACUAUUGUAACGCAAACCAAUCACCUGGAAGGUGAAAUUUUUUUCAAAAUAUAAUUUAAUGAGAAUUAUCAGGUGCUCAACUUAUCGAAGGGGGCGAAAAUCCUGUGGCUUGUGAUCUGCGUCCAACCAAACGCGCAUACAAAACGCCUUCAUCGAGCGAUUUGACCGUUCACGAAGACCCAGCACAAGGUGGCCCGUCUUCUCGUCGCUUCCCCGAUAAAAAGAUUUUUGGUUGAUACUGGAGAUUUUUCAAGAAAAACGUGUGCGUUUAGUUGAAGAGUUAGAGAGUGCUCAUCCAAAACGACGAAAGAAAGAAAAACCAUCAUUUGAAGGCAUGGCGGGUCGCUAUAGCCUAGCUCUGAACGACACAGGUUUUUAUAUUAGCUUUUCUAUGUAUUAAUUUGUUUCAGAACCUGGGGUUAUGACUCAAGCCGAUCUAGCGGCUUGCUAUGACCCAUCCUCGCAGAGUAGGCCAGAGAUGUUCGAUCUGCCUCCGAUGUGUUUAAUGCCGUCUGUUGACCCCGAAGUCAUUCAAAUGCAAAAAGAGGUUUCUCUAAUGAAAUUGGAGCAAUUAACAAUGGAAAUUUUCAGCUUCUCGCUCGCCAACUCAAUCUGCAGAGGAUGCAAGAAAAAGUUUUACAAGCUCAAUACGACGCUUCCAUGCGAAUUCCCAUUGCUCGGUUCCUUUUGAAUUUUGAAAUUUUCUAAUUUUUUUUCCUCUUCAGCUAUUCACAUGUCGAACAAGUUCCACAUAUCGUAGAGGUUUUUUUCGUGGUGAUCUCUUUGAUGUUUAAUAUCUAUUUUCAAGGAAACUAUCGAAGUUGAACAUGACUUGAAUGUUAUUGAUGAAGCUGAAGAUCAUGAAAUGAAGAUGCGGUCUUACGGUCGCAGGGAUUUGCAAUAA